Messenger RNA from Dendrobium catenatum, 1793 nucleotides. Its product is annotated as NAC domain-containing protein 78. Gene Ontology annotation, molecular function: DNA binding. Bases 159 to 1778 code for a protein of 539 amino acids. Lineage: Eukaryota; Viridiplantae; Streptophyta; Magnoliopsida; Asparagales; Orchidaceae. The transcript has 4 exons. The record is from RefSeq and is a predicted model, not a curated record. Gene Ontology annotation, biological process: regulation of DNA-templated transcription.
ACUGCUCUCCCUCUUUCUCCUUCCCUUCCCGAGUUCCGUCUUGCUUCUUCUUGCGAUCCACUCGGAGAUAAUGUGAGAAAAAAAGGGUUUCAACGCUUAAUUUCGCCUCCGCCAUUUGAGUCGUAUCCUUACUCUCUGAUUUACAUCUUCAUUACUCGAUGAUCAGUGAAGCUUCCUGCUCCGAAAUCCCACUCGAGUCUCCCCCGCCGCCGGUGGAGGCAUGUACUCAGCUCGCUCCGGGAUUCCGCUUCCAUCCGACCGACGAGGAGCUCGUCAGCUAUUAUCUGAAGCGCAAGGUUACUGGAAAGCCGAUCCGGGUUGAUGCGAUAUCUGAGAUCGAUCUCUACAGGGCUGAGCCAUGGGACCUCCCGCUUCGAUCCCGUAUCAGAAGCCGCGACUUGGAAUGGUACUUCUUUACGUCCCUUGAUCGCAAGUAUUCUAAUCGUUUGCGUACCAACCGCGCAACUAUAGAUGGGUAUUGGAAGACGACCGGGAAGGAUCGGUCCAUCCAACAUCGCUCUCGGACCAUUGGCAUGAAGAAAACCCUUGUUUAUCAUUCUGGUCGGGCACCGCGUGGUCAGCGGACCAAUUGGGUCAUGCAUGAGUAUCGUUUAGAGGAUGAGAAUCUCACCCGCGCUGGUAUUCCGCAGGAUGGCUACGUUGUGUGUAGGAUAUUCCAGAAGAGUGGGCCUGGGCCGCAGAAUGGAGCCCAGUAUGGUGCGCCGUUUAUGGAAGAAGAAUGGGAGAUGGAAGAGGAAGAUGCCAAACUUGUGCCCGUAAAUGCGGACCGAGAUGAUGCAGUGGUGGAUCCUGUUGGUCAGGAUUUUGUCCAGUUGGGAGAUUUUCUCCAGAAUCCAGACUCGAACAUUCAACAUCUAGCUGCUUUCCCAUUUGAAUCAAGGUCUGCGGAGCACGAGUUUGGUAGCCAAACAGAAGAUUCAACUAUCUUCGUGGAUGAAAUUUUUAAAGCCCUGGAUUCUUUGGAUGAUAUGACUCAGGAUGCGGAUUUUUCUGCUCCACAGGUUACUAACACUACUCUUAACAGGCUUGGAGAAAGGGAGGGUCCUGAAGAUCAGUCAAAAUUUACUUCAAUUCAUAGUAAUGGAUAUGUGCAGUUAGAUGAUAUUUUUGUCGAGGGUAACGCAAACUUCUGCUCUGACGCACACUUAAGUCAUUGCACAUUGGAGAAAGGUAAUAAUAACUCAGAGGUGGAUGGCAUGUGUCCUUCAAAAAUCUUACUCCAAAAGCCUGUUGAAGGGGACUCGCCUAGUGCUAAUUCUACCAACCAACUAGAUCAGCUACAGAUGUGCCCAGCUGUUCAGCAUGAUAUGUUUCCACAACCUUUUGAUCCUUUGGAUGCUGUGCCUUGGGAAUAUUCUGGUCAAUUGGCUGAGGGUAACUCAGUAUAUUAUGAUGCACUCAACCAUGAAGUUCCGUAUUCAGAAGACGGUUUUACAUUUGAAGCUUCUUUGUCACCCUUGGCGGAAUUUGACUUUUCGGAGGAUUUAAUGGGUUACUUUGAUGCUAAAGAUAACCUAAUUUAUGGUUCUCCAGAUCUCUUCCUUUCACAGUUCAAGCUGGCUAAUUCUGAUGAAUGGGUCGAGCCAAAUGAUUCACCUGAGGUUGUUGGAAGCAGUAGUUUGUCUCGCAAGGAUGUUUUUCAUGUUGAAGAAAAUUUAGUGCAGCAGUCUUCAUUAGAGAAGAAACGAACUGGUGAUGGACCUUUAGGUGGAUUGAAUGAUAAUCUAACUGGUAUGAUCAUUGAUUCAAACAGUUGACUUAUUGUCCUUGAU